AUCGAGUUGUGGCUUUUUACGGGCGCCCCACUCGGAACUAUCCACAAGAUAACUGUAAAUUUUCACCGAGUGAAGCAAGUGUCAGGAUAGUGCCACGGACCUGUUGCCGGAAGUAACAAAUUGUAUGAUUCAGUGUUUGCUCGUGAGUGACAUUUCGACCGUAAGAACGUGUGGAAAUAAGAACAACUCCUUCGGGAUUAAGUUGGGACCCCGUUCCGAACGGUCCUGGCGUAGGCUCGUGCGGGAGGAUAUAUAUAUAUAUAUACACACACAUACAGACAGAGAUAAUGAUGGAAUUUACAGGUUCAUGAUUGAUAGUAUCUUGUGUUCUAGCUGGAUUUCGAACGGGAGUACUUUCGAUCAUGACUUUUUAUGGUGCAAACGUGCUCCGGUUUGCCUUUUGACGUAUCUGUUUGACGUGCAAUCGUAACUGUACCCUAUACUCUACUGCGACAGCAGACCUGACUUUGCCACUUCGAUGUAGUGGCGGUGUGUUAAAGUGACGAAACGUCGUGCAUCGCUCGCAACACCGGGUCACGAUGCCAAAGAUCUUCCUGAUCAAGAAUCGACUGCAUCAGCAGCAGUUGCGGCUGCUGGAGUCGCAACAUCUGAGCAAGAGCCCACCGCUCGGCAGCGGCAAGGACAGUCCACUUGGCAGCUCGGAACCGCUGAGUCUCAUAGUCAACAAGGAUCAAUAUCGCGACAAGACCGAUGACGAUCGCGCGACCACCCCGGAAUCGUUACGCAGCACCAGUCCGGCGCCGUCGCCGCCGCUCCCGCAACCGGCGAGCAGCGUCGCGAGUCCGCCACCCAGACGAUUCAUCUCCAGCAUCCUCGGCGGCGAUGUGCCGUACGGUAGCAGACGUCACGUGCUCACCCGGGCGGAGCGGAAGGAGUACAGCAGCCCGCCGAUAGCCACGGACGAGCCCUCUCAGUUCCUGACGAAGUCGGAGAGGAUCGCGCUGCCGAGACCGCAGACGCCGCCGAAGAAACCGCACGUCGAGCCGCCCACCAGGGCCUCGGUUAUCCAGAGGGUGCCGCCCCAGGGCCAGUCCAGGAAAGAGAAGAACAAGAUCGAGAUCGAGAGGAUCGACGCGAUACAGACUCACGAACCGGAACAGGAACAGCCCAUAGAUUACGCGGUACCGAAACGGAAGGAGGAGGACGAUGAGAAAUGUCGCGAGGGAGCGGUGGCGUCGCGCGCUUCCGGGAAUUCGAUCGCGAGAUCGCUGCUGGCCGUGAAGCUGUCCGGCUCGCACGUGGUGCAGGCGGCAGCGGGUCACGGCAGAUCAUCGAAUUCGGGAGGAAACGGCUCCUCCGGCGGGAGCGGCGGCGGCAGCGGCGGCACUUCCGGUAGCUCCUCACCCUCGAACAACAACAGCGGCACCAUGAUCGGCGGUGGUUGCAGCAACGGUGCGAUGAUCGGUGGAUGUGGUGGCGGAGGAGGAGGCGGCGGUAGCGGCGGUACCGUCGGUGGCGGUGCGGGCGCGGGGGGCAUGCCCCCCGGAGGCAACGGGGGUCGCGGCAACUACGGUCCGAGCUCGCCGCCAACGGGAUCCCUGCCGCCGUUCUACGAGUCGCUCAAGGGUGGCAACAAUCUCGCCAACUUCGCCAAUCAGUACAACACCGCGCAAGGAAACGCGUAUCUCACACCAUUGACGGCGGUCGGGAUCGACUGCGACACCGGUCAGCAGGAUAGCUCGCAGCACGCGCAGUACAACGCGCAGGAAGGCAAACAAUAUUCGCUGCUACAGAAUGUCUGCGCGAACGUGUGCGCGUCUUACGGGCUGACGUUCAAAGAGGAAGAAGAAGAGCUCGGUGCCUACAAGAUACAAGCGAACGACCUGUUGUCCGGCCAGUACGGCGCUUACGACGUCACCGACACGGGAAUGAUGGUGGACAUGGUGACCGGUACCGUCGUCGAUCCGUUGCAGUUCACCGCCGCAACUCUGACCUUCAACUCGCCGUCCGAUCACACCGCGCUACUUGAGAGCCUGAGCGACGCCGCCGAUCUCCUGCUGCCCAGAUUGCAGACCGAGGACGGCGGUAGCGAUCUUCUCGACGAGUCGCUGCACUCACCCGCGUCGACCGGCAGCAGCGGAAUCGGUCAGGACUCCGGUCAGAUGACCACUCCCGUCGAGCCCAGCGUCGAUCCUUUCCCCGAGCACAGCAUGGCCCUAACCAGAGGCUUCGACACGAGACACUACACAACUCCGCAACACUUCAACACGUCCAAGCUCGCGGGAUUGAGCUACACAGCCGCCGGCGAGUCGAGCUAUCAGCCGUUGUCGAAGGAACGUCCGGAACUCGCUUUGCACGUAAAUCAGAAUCACCCGCAUCAACAGGAUCAGCAGCAGUUGCAGAUCCAGGUGCAGCUGCAGCAGCAGAAGCAACCUUCCACGUCGCCGCAACAACAGCAGCAGCAGCAGCAACAACAACAACAGCAGCAGCAGCAGCAGCAGCAGCAGCAUCAGGGCCUCCUCAGCCCUGGAUUGAGUUUCGCUGGUAAUGGUUUAGAAUUGGACUCCGGCAGCAGCGUGGGCGGAAGUCUACCGAGCCCGGGCACCGCCAGUUGUUCUCUAGACGGUACUUCUGCCAAUACUUCGCCGUCGUGCGCGCUAGCGGAGCACGCUCACAGCCCGGUUGUGUCGCCCAGCACAGUUGCAGCCCAAACCACCGGAUCGUUGGGUUUACCGAGCGACUGUCAGAUAGAAUUUGUAAACGGUGGUCACGGCAUAAAGAAUCCUCUGGCGAUCGAGGGUCAAAGACAGGCGGCGGCCAAUCGUGACGAAGAGAGAGCAAAUCGAACUCCACCUGGCAAGGACGACGAUCCCAAUCGUUUCACCUGCCGCGUGUGCAGCAAAAACUUCAGCCUGCAGCGACUUCUCAAUCGCCACAUGAAGUGUCACAGCGACGUGAAGCGUUACCUCUGCACGUUCUGCGGCAAGGGCUUCAACGACACGUUCGAUCUGAAAAGGCACACGCGAACGCACACGGGAGUGCGGCCGUACAAGUGUUUCCUCUGCGAGAAGAGUUUCACGCAGAGGUGCUCCCUGGAGAGUCACGGUCAAAAAGUUCACGGCGUUCAGCAUCAGUACGCGUACAAGGAGCGGCGUGCCAAGAUGUACGUUUGCGAGGAAUGCGGACACACCACGCACGAGCCGGAGGUGCACUAUCUUCACCUGAAGGAGCAACAUCCUUACAGCCCGGCGCUGCUCAAGUUCUACGACAAGCGGCACUUCAAGUUCACUAACAGCAACUUCGCCAAUAUGUUGCUCCAGGGAGGCUUCAAUACUCGAACGAACAAAACAAAAUACACAGCGCGGUAUGCAAGAACAUGAAAAUUGUUCUUGUUGAUGUAACUCUUCAGGGUGGCCUGUUGCAACGAGGGGACUCGCGGAAUACGGACAGCUGCGGCUUCGCGGAGCGACGGGAGAUCGCGUCGAAGAGCACCGAGGCGCCGCAUCAGCAGACUACGACCAGCUUCUGAAUCCGAGUUCGAAUACGAGAGAUAGAGAGAGAGAGAGAGAGAGAGAGAGAGAGAAAACAAAAGAGAGAAAGAAAAAGAGAGUGAGACCGAUCAGUUCUCCGACGACGAGAGGACGGGCCGGAGUCGCGCGAAAAGUACCUGGCCAGAAGGUGGCUCCUACGAUUCACUGGAAACGAUCAUCGAAGUUGCCCGGACGGCAGAGGAUCGACUUUAGCAGAUCUGUAACCGAUUCGAUUCUCGCCGAACCUUUAAAGAGGAAGAGGAGCGAAAAAACGAAGAGAGUAAGAAAAAAUUCUUGCACGCAGCUAGAACGAAGUAUUAUUCUCUUCUUUUCCAGUGGUUUUUUUUUUUUAAAGACAAUAUUGUCGUUAUGUAAAAGACAGAUAAAGUGUUUAAGAAAUCGGAGCGCGCAAACGUAGCAUUAAGCCACAGCGAUUGACGAUAUAAGUUUCUCGACGGAUGUUACAUUUAUUUUUAUUUUUAUUUUUAUUUUUAUUUUUUUUUUUAGACUUUAGAGCGCGACGACGACAAUAAAUCGUCGAAUGAUUAAAACUCUCUCACUCCUGCGUCUCGCGAGCAAGUAAUUUCAGAACGUGUACCUGUUGCGGGUUUCUCUAACGUCCUGAAUUUGUUGUAGAUGUUUGUAGAGAACGUUUGUUUUUCUUGUCCAGUUACGUAUAUAUAACUUUAAUUUUUUAAUAAUCGAUUUAACUUAUAAGAGAAGAUCCCGUCGCGACUGAAUGAAGAGAUUGUAGAAAAGAGGAUACGUCUCUCGUAUAGGUGACACAUGUAUAAAAAAAACGUUAUUUCACUCGCACACACACAUUCUUGCGCGCGCACAACAUACACACAUUAC
This is a messenger RNA of Pseudomyrmex gracilis, 4346 nucleotides long. Its product is annotated as protein ovo-like. The transcript is spliced from 10 exons. Gene Ontology annotation, molecular function: DNA-binding transcription factor activity, RNA polymerase II-specific; RNA polymerase II cis-regulatory region sequence-specific DNA binding. Bases 540 to 3341 code for a protein of 933 amino acids. NCBI's taxonomy places the organism in Eukaryota, Metazoa, Arthropoda, Insecta, Hymenoptera, Formicidae. The record is from RefSeq and is a predicted model, not a curated record. Gene Ontology annotation, cellular component: nucleus. Gene Ontology annotation, biological process: regulation of transcription by RNA polymerase II; epidermal cell differentiation.